This is a messenger RNA of Chelmon rostratus (copperband butterflyfish), 1678 nucleotides long. Its product is annotated as chemokine-like receptor 1. The transcript is spliced from 2 exons. Gene Ontology annotation, molecular function: G protein-coupled receptor activity; complement receptor activity. Gene Ontology annotation, biological process: inflammatory response; complement receptor mediated signaling pathway; positive regulation of cytosolic calcium ion concentration. Bases 143 to 1189 code for a protein of 348 amino acids. Gene Ontology annotation, cellular component: plasma membrane. The record is from RefSeq and is a predicted model, not a curated record. NCBI's taxonomy places the organism in Eukaryota, Metazoa, Chordata, Actinopteri, Chaetodontiformes, Chaetodontidae.
GGCAGCUGCUUGAACUGAGAAGGAGGAGUAAUCAGAGAGAGAGAAUUUGAAAAAGGCAGAACCAAGUAGAGAUCAACUUAGACUCUCUCCACAACAGAAAAAAAGCACUGAUAAGAAUUCCUCUGCAGGUCAACCAGCUAGGAUGGAUGAGACUACUAGAAAAAUGCAUUUAGCCUCCCUCGUCAUCUACUGCGUGAUAUUUGCUGUUGGGAUUCUGGGCAACGCCCUGGUCAUCUAUGUGACAGGCUUCAGGAUGAAAAGAACUGUCAACUCAGUUUGGUUUCUCAACUUGGCCCUGGCCGACUUCCUCUUUACGGCCUUCCUGAUUUUCACGAUCAUUUCUGUCUCCAACCAUUACCACUGGCCUUUUGGAUAUUUAAUGUGCAAGCUCAACACCUUGGUGACUGCUGUCAAUAUGUUUGCCAGUAUCUUUCUUCUGACAGCCAUAAGUCUGGAUCGUUGCCUGUCAAUCUGGGUGGUGGUGUGGGCGCAAAACAAGCGCACCGUCCGCAAAGCUCAGUUCAUAUGUGCGUUCAUCUGGCUGACUGCUGUGGCCUGCAGCACCCCGUACGUCACUUUUCGGGACAUCGUGACGGCAAGAGACAAGGUUUACUGUGGCUAUUCUGCAUCCAUGACAACUGAACGAGCACUGACUCUCGCAAUUUUUCGCUUUGUUGUCGGCUUCCUCAUCCCAUUCCUGGUAAUAUUUGUCUCGUAUGUGGCCAUAGGUGUUCGUGCAGGGCGCCUGCAGAGAACCAGGAAGAAGAGACCUUGCAGAAUCAUUUUGUCCAUUGUUCUUGCGUUCUUCAUCUGCUGGUUGCCCUUCCACAUUUUGCAGAUUAUAGAACUGAAGGCUAAAAAUAAUCCAGAUCUCUGGAAGGUUGUUAGAAUUGGUGGUCCUCUGACUGUGAGUCUGGCUUUUACGAACAGCUGCCUGAACCCCAUUCUCUACGUUUUCAUGUGUGAUGAAUUCCAGAAGAAGCUCAAGCAGUCCAUUUGCUUAGUCCUCGAGAGCGCCCUGGCGGAGGACCACUUGUCGUUUAUGUCCUCCCGCUCCUUGGCGUCACACUUUUCCCGGAUCUCUCGGAAGUCUGACUCUGCCCCACCUUUGGAGAAGAAAGACACGACCACCUCCUUAUCCUUUCCGGAAAGCAACGUGGUCAUCACUGAUACAGACACCGUGCACUGAUUGAGACCGCCAUGUCUGACAGACGAUGUAAAUAUUGAAUCCAUAUUCUUUAAAACCAAACUUGUAAUCAAUAGUGAGAAAAGUAUAGUACAAACUGAAAAUGACAUGUUAAAGUGAUGCAAACAAUACAUCCAUGCAUAGAAAGAAGUUAGUUGAAUAUUUGUUGUGUGCUUUGAAUAUUUUUUAUGUUAAGGUGCCUACUCACACGCAGGUGUUUUCACUUAUGGCUGGUAAGACGUCCCUGAAACCUCCACCCGUUUGGCUUUUCCCCUUUUUACUAGUGAGUGCAGCUCGAUGAUAUCUCCCAUACAUUUUCAGUGGAAUCGGCCAGAAAAAUUGAAAACGCCUGUGUGGGUGUGCUGCAGCAUUAAAAUGUAAAUAUUCAGCUCUUUAUUCUUACAAUGAAUGUAAAACAAUUUAUUUUGUACCAUCUAACUGUAACCUUCAAGACUUCUGAAAUGGAACGGCCUAUAAAUCAGCUGAUAAAGA